CCCAGCUUCACCCCGUGCUCGAUUUCUUAUUUCUCUCCCCUUUCCCAAGUUUCCCGUUUCAUCUCCAUCCCCUUACAUAUCUUGCAGCUCGAUACUCCAUCCAAUUCGGACAAUUGGGCAAGAUCCCAUCCUUCUACCCACGUAUACCACUGCUAUGGCUGACGCCCCCUUACCUAGAAAGCGAGGUCGUCCUCCAAAGCUAGACGCUACAGGAAACCCCGUGAAGAAACUCUCGCCCCCAGCUGGACCUCCAAGAAAGAGAGGUAGACCACGCAAGAACCCCAGCGAGCUUCCUAAACCAGCCCCUACCGGUCCAAAGAGAGGGCGUGGCCGGCCAAGGAAAGAUGAUCCAACCGCUCCUAGCAAAAAACCGCGACUGAACUCUGAUAUACCUACUACCACCACUGCCACAACUGCCGCGCCGUCAAAACGCGGCAGACCCAGGAAAGUAACUACAGAUGCUGCAUCCGAAGAUAUCAAUGGCACGGUGGAGAGCUCAUCUGGCUUCCCCCUGGAUAAAAUAAUCGGUAUCUACUCACUGGAGUGCAAGGAGGUGGAGGAGAAUUGGCCAAACGAGGCGGAAGAGAUGGAGCUUACGAUUACAAGGACGUCAGAAAGCCCCCUGGGAUUGAUUGGUGGAUUCAAUCUGGGCAUCCUUGAGGGCACGAUGCUGUUCGCUGCAGACAAGCCCACGCUGAAGAAAUUCCGCGCCGUGAUGAGUAAGAGUGGUGCAGCAGGCAAUGUCGAUGAAGAAGCGGAGGCGAGCAGCAGUGGGAACGGAGGCGAUCUCCCCCACGCGACGCAAUCCGCUCCAGUGAAGGAUCGCCGCGUUUACUUUAGCUGGCGUGGUAGAUCGACGAGCGAAGGGGAAAUUCAUUCAGAGGAAGGCACGACGUCGCAAGAUGGUUACAUCGAGUUCACGACCAAUGAAGCCAUCACCUUCAAUGGUGUGGCGGGCUUCCCUGCUCUUGGGAGCAGUUGCAAAUUCAAGGGGACGAAGAUUGACAAUGACGCUGCUGACGCGCCGCAGCCGUGGACUACGUUCUCUAGAGAAGCUGCUGAGAAAGAGGCUGUGGACAGAUGGGGGUGAUAGGCAAAGAAGAAGGAUUCACGAAAAACGACGCUUCUUAUUCCUUGUUUUUUUUUUUUUUUUUUUUUUUUUUUCCUGACAUGGAUGGAGGCUUUGGGCUUGUAUUUCUUUUUGUAUAGCCUUUCGAAAUUUUUUCUUUGCCUCCACCCCCCCCCCCCCCCCCCAACCCCCGCCAGAUGUAGUUUUCAGCUUCGGAAUUUCACAUUUUCGCCAGCAAGUGAUGGAAGGAAGACGGUUUCAAUUUUCGGUCCAAGACUGUGGCGGUAUGGAGGGGAUGGGCGAGAGGACCAGCACGAGCGGGAAAGGGAACGGGACGGAUGGGAUGGGACAGCAAAAGAGCGAUGGAGAUAAAAGAUGCCAGUACCCACCCCAGGUUCCGCGCAGGCUACAAUUGUAUUCUAACUUCAGGCAGCUCCUUCUUACAGUUUAAUUUUUAUUUCUAUUUCGGCUAUUUGGCAUUUACAACAUCUUAUCGUUUUUAUUUAUUUUCUUCUUUUUUAUUCCUUUACUUUUAUUUUUUUCUUUUUAACUAUCUGGAUGAAAUUGGAACGGAAACGGCAUAAUCGUGGGAUCACUAUCAAUAGGGUUAGUUGGGCGGAUAAUCUAUCUUUAAUACCGGCCAUUAUCAUUAUUGAUAGGGGUUUAGAUAUAUUUAUUUUUAGCUAUGGGUUUGAACUUUGGGGCUUUUGCUGCCGUCGAUGAAAUAUGGAGGUUGUUUUUGAUCUAUUUUUAUCUCCUCUCAAUUAUUUGACAGUUUUCCUCGCUGGUUCUCCUGUCGCUUAGCGUGAUUCUAGUCUGCAUGUCAAUCGUCUUAUCUUAUGAUGUACAAUUUAUAUUUUGUAGUUAUACCGAAUAAUGGCAUAGCUAGCUCUCCAUUGCGUGCUGAGCGCAGAUGUACUACUGUACAUACAUAUACAUCUGUACUGCUAGAACUCGGUCUCAUUCAUUAAUAAUCAACAACAGGUCCCGCAAAUGGAAUUUUGACAUCUGAAAGCGCUUUCACGCUGAAAUGCCUUCAAAAAGAGUACAUGUUCAUUGCUUGAAAGAUUGCAAAAUAUACAAAAUCAUUAAUAUACCAAAAUACAAAAAUGGAACGGAAAAGGGGGGUAUUUAUAUAGAAACCGUUAGAACCAUAAUGAAAAAAGAAGAAAAAAAACCUUCUAUUCGAGCUGGUGUCGCACUUCCGGUGCAGGCAGUUCUACAUAGGUUCGUUCUGGCAUCAGCUCCUGUCGCUGGCGGGCGUCAAUGUCAUGCAUUUCAUGAAUCAUAGGCUCCGUGUCACCACCACCCCCAUCAAAGGGUGAUGGUGGCUCCGGGUCAGCCUUAUCUGCGACCGUCUCCGUUGUUUCCGCCGCCCGUUUCCGCUUAGACCUCCAGACAAACAGUACGAUGAUAACAACAACAAGCACGCCGCCAACGCCGCCAAUAACACCGCCGACAAUCGUUCCUGUCGACGCCUUUGAGUCGGAGUCUUCAUCAGAGUCGCUGUUGUCGUCUCCUGGUUGUGGUUGUGCGGUUCCGCUCUCUGUCGCUGUGGUUUGUGGACCUGUGGUCUCGGUACCGGUAAUCCCCGUAGCAGAGGGACCCCGGAUCGCCAAUAAAACCGAGUCGUCGACCCAGGAAAUCGUCAUGGUUUCCGUAAUCUGGUCCGCAUCGAUCGUGACAUCGGUCAGAGAGCCGAUGGUGAACAUCGUCUCAGCGCCUGAGGAGGCUGAAUGGGUACAUUUAUAAUCCGCGAUGGAGAGACCGGGCCAAGUCCUAGUGUGGCAGUGCGGGUCUUGGUCGCCGGUACACAGCAUCACAAACGGAUCAUUGGAAUAGGCGCGAAGUGAUGAGGUUUCUGCGAGCUGAGAGCUGCCGUAGCAGGUGCUGAUAAACGUGCAAUGCGUGGUGGUGGACACCGUCGGACAGCAGCCCAUCAUUGCGGGGAAGUUGGCGUUGGAGGAAUGGAAGACGCAGGCAUUGCUAUUGUAGCAAGCCAGACGGGAUUCUGUAUAUAUAUAUAUAUGGGUCAUUUAGUUCGAUUAUAAACGGUCUUACUGUAGAGUUUUUAUUCUGGAGAGGAAAUCUGACGCUUGGAGCCUGCAAAGUAACCACAGACUGAAGCUGGCGCCUCUGUAGUGGUCGCCCGACGAACCAGUUUGCGAGCGCGUCCACCAUCUACGGGGGGAACCUUCGUUGUUUCUGGGAUUUUGAACGGGGCGUUUUGCUUGUUGCUGGCAAUUGUCGCAGUGGGAGAGGUGAAGGCGACGGCGUUGGCCGCAACCGCGAAGUAGAGAAGAUACCACCACAUCGUGCGCCCGGGCCGUUUGCUGGCGACACCUGAAGAAAAGCAGGAUCUUGACUUUUGUAGGUUCGCGAUCGAUUGAUCUCUUUACUUUGUAGGUGCAGGGUUUUGGCCCCUGAGAGAUUAAGCUAUCUAGCGCCUUGGCCGGAGGGAGAUUUCAGCCUAGAGGGCUCCAUGAAAACGAAGUUCAAUUUGAUGAUAAUUACCGACCUCCUUGAGGAAAGUUAUGAUGUAUGUAAAGAAUAAUAUCUCUAGGGCUUCUAGAUGCAAAUGUGUCAACAAUGCAUUUAAAUAAAAUAAUACAGCAAAGAACAAGAUUAAAUAUAAAUAAUAGAAGAUC
Messenger RNA from Blastomyces dermatitidis ER-3, 3717 nucleotides. RefSeq lists its product as uncharacterized. Gene Ontology annotation, molecular function: DNA binding. Lineage: Eukaryota; Fungi; Ascomycota; Eurotiomycetes; Onygenales; Ajellomycetaceae. Bases 155 to 1090 code for a protein of 311 amino acids. Gene Ontology annotation, biological process: regulation of DNA-templated transcription. The record is from RefSeq and is a predicted model, not a curated record. The transcript has a single exon.